This is a messenger RNA of Capra hircus (goat), 914 nucleotides long. It is a transcript of the gene BPIFA2, whose product is annotated as BPI fold containing family A member 2. The coding region runs from base 1 to 705 and encodes 234 amino acids. The record is from RefSeq and is a predicted model, not a curated record. Lineage: Eukaryota; Metazoa; Chordata; Mammalia; Artiodactyla; Bovidae. Gene Ontology annotation, molecular function: lipid binding. The transcript is spliced from 8 exons.
AUGUUUCAGCUUUGGAAACUUGUUCUCUUGUGCGGCCUGCUUACUGGGACCUCGGCCUCUCUUCUUGACAUUCGUGGCAAUGAUGUUGUGGGGAAGCUGAUAUCUGGUCUUGAGAGAGGACUUGGCACCUUCGACAGUACACUUGAAACUAUCUUUCAGAAUUUGAAGACUGAAUUGGAAUUCAGGUGUUCAGACGAGGUGGUGGAGGAGACCCGGCAAACUGAGAAUUUGUUGGAACAACUCAUUUCUAGAAUUUUUCAAGUAGUGAACAGGCUUACAGGGGUGAGAAUCAGAAAUGUCCAAGUCCCGGAUAUCACAUUCGAAGCAAUUGCUGAAAACAGUGCUGAUGUAAAGAUCCCCAUCACUGCUGAUGUCGCCGUGAACCUGCCUCUGUUGGGUGAGAUUGUUGACCUGGACCUCAAAGUGGACCUCCAAACUAGUGUCAGCAUUGAAACGGAUGCUGAGACUGGUGACUCCAGGGUGGUCGUGGGAGAAUGCCCCAACAACCCAGAAAGCAUCUCACUCACGGUGCUGCACAGACGCUUUGGAUUGCUCAAUGAUGUUGUGGACAUUGGAGUCAACCUUGCGAGGAGGGUGGUGUCCUCUGUAGUGCAGAAUGAGCUGUGCCCACGAAUCCACGAACUCCUUGAAAGCCUGGAUGCAGACUGUAUUAAGAAACUCAUCGGUGAACCUCAGGAAAAAUGAAGGGCGCAGAUGAGGAAACUGCUGGGAUGCCCACCUGCUGAUUGGUUCCGGGACUUGACUGAAUCUCUGUACUGUCUCCCUCUGGGACGGUCGGUGCUGCCACCAUCCCCCAGGAGUGACAACUGAGCCCAGUCAAAGGACACCUCUCAGAUACUCGUGCUCACAGUCAGGACACCCUAUGCUUGUCACCCUCCACCCCCAGCAAUAAA